Arachis stenosperma is the source of this 591-nucleotide messenger RNA. Its product is annotated as pre-rRNA-processing protein TSR2-like. The record is from RefSeq and is a predicted model, not a curated record. Gene Ontology annotation, biological process: maturation of SSU-rRNA from tricistronic rRNA transcript (SSU-rRNA, 5.8S rRNA, LSU-rRNA). The transcript is spliced from 4 exons. Gene Ontology annotation, cellular component: nucleus. NCBI's taxonomy places the organism in Eukaryota, Viridiplantae, Streptophyta, Magnoliopsida, Fabales, Fabaceae. Bases 1 to 591 code for a protein of 196 amino acids.
AUGGAGGCUGCGAAACGGUUACAAGGAAACUCAUUAUCACUUUUCAGCGAAGGCAUUGGCUUUGUUUUGUUGCGUUGGUCCGCUCUUCGUGAUGCUGUCGAGAACCAGUGGGGUGGCCCUGACUCCCGCCUCAAGGCCGAUAACCUCGCCACCGAUAUCCUCUCCUGGUUCACUCAAUCCAGAGAGCCGCUUGAUACUGAUGACUUGGAGGACAAACUCUAUGAUGGCAUGACUUCGCUCAAUGUAGUGGUUGAGGCUGGCAGCAUUAAAGAGGUAGCUAAAAAUCUAAUGGUUAUGCAUGAGGAAUGCUUAGAAGGAAACUUUGUGACCAUUGAGCGUUAUAGGCAGGCCAUUGUUAACCAAGCUGCGCAUCCUCGUGCAGUGCCACAGGUAAAUGAUAGCAUAAUAUUUUUGAAUGAGAUGAUGAUGAGGAUGAGGAAGAUGAUGAUGUCCAAGGUGGUCAAAAUGGUGAAAGCAGUGCUAGGCAAGCUACUGCGGAUUGAUGAUGAGCCUCUCAAAAAGGAUGCAGGUGAAGCAGAGGAUGGAUGGGUUGUAGUUUCAAAGAAAAAAAACAAGGUUAGAAAAAAUUAG